This is a messenger RNA of Melitaea cinxia (Glanville fritillary), 3486 nucleotides long. RefSeq names its product transient-receptor-potential-like protein (gene trpl). NCBI's taxonomy places the organism in Eukaryota, Metazoa, Arthropoda, Insecta, Lepidoptera, Nymphalidae. Gene Ontology annotation, biological process: regulation of cytosolic calcium ion concentration; manganese ion transport; calcium ion transmembrane transport. The record is from RefSeq and is a predicted model, not a curated record. Gene Ontology annotation, cellular component: cation channel complex; membrane. Gene Ontology annotation, molecular function: store-operated calcium channel activity; inositol 1,4,5 trisphosphate binding; protein binding. The coding region runs from base 1 to 3477 and encodes 1158 amino acids. The transcript is spliced from 23 exons.
AUGGAGGACAAAAAGGAUUUAGAAUGCGGUGAUCCGGGGAUGGUUCACCGGCAGUUACCGAAGCUGCCAACACUACCGAAAGCCUUGAAUUUAGAGGAGAAAAAGUAUCUUCUAGCAGUUGAACGAGGGGACAUGGCGAAUGUCAGAAAGAUGAUUCAAAAUGCCUAUCGAAAGAAACACAUGGAUAUUAACUGCGUGGAUGCUCUUGGUCGUGGAGCCUUGACCCUGGCGAUUGAUGGCGAGAACCUCGAGAUGCUAGAACUGCUGGUAGUGAUGGGGGUGGCGACAAGAGAUGCUCUGUUACAGGCUAUAAAUGCUGAAUUUGUGGAGGCUGUAGAGUUACUGCUUGAGCACGAACAGUUGAUCCACAGACAUCCUGAACCUUAUAGCUGGCAAAAAGUGGACCCUAACACCGCUAUGUUCACACCGGACAUAACUCCUCUGAUGCUGGCAGCGCAUAAGAACAACUACGAAAUCAUUAAAAUUUUACUCGAUCGAGGAGCUACGUUGCCUGACCCUCAUGACAUCCGAUGUGGCUGCGACGAAUGUAUACAAGAGUCAAACGAGGAUUCACUCCGUCACUCUAUGGCACGUCUCAACGCUUACAAAGCCCUGGCUUCACCCUCUCUCAUCGCGUUGUCAGCAACAGACCCUAUUCUAACCGCCUUCCAAUUAUCAUGGGAGUUGAGGAACUUGGCGUUUGCCGAACAGGAAAGCAAAGCAGAAUAUCUUGAGCUUAGACGUCAAACUCAAAAAUUUGCUGUAGAUCUCUUGCAUCAGUCACGAAGUUCACAAGAACUUGCCAUUAUUUUGAAUCACGAUCCAGAAGAAACACCUUUUGAGGAGGGAGAGCAUAUGAAACUGGCUAGACUGGAACUGGCUAUCGAAUUCAAGCAGAAAAAGUUUGUCGCACACCCGAACAUUCAACAGCUAUUAGCAACGAUCUGGUACGAAGGUGUACCUGGUUUCCGUAGAAAGAGUACUUUCGAGAAGAUCAUGAUCAUCAUCAGAGUGGCGCUAUUGUUUCCCAUCUACUGUAUCAUGUACAUGGUAGCCCCGAACUGUUCCACUGGGAGACUGAUGAGGAAACCCUUUAUGAAGUUCUUGAUUCACGCUUCGAGUUAUUUGUUCUUUCUUUUUGUUUUGAUUCUGGUAUCACAAAGAGCGGAAGUUAAAAUAAUCGAAAUGUUUGGUACGGAAUCAAUGAUAAAAAACAUGGAGAAAGAACUUCUCAAACAGAGAGGCAACGGACCGACCUGUUUGGAGUUAUUAGUUUGUGUAUACGUUUUGGGCUUUAUCUGGGAAGAGACUCACGAGAUAUACGUCCAAGGCAUUCGUUGCUAUCUCCGGAAUAUGUGGAACUUCAUCGACUUCACAAGGAAUUCUCUCUAUGUGGCAGUCGCAGUGCUACGUUUUGCUGCAUAUUUUCAGCAAAGUGCUGAAAUUCAGAAAGAUCCUCAAACGAUGUACAUACCAAGGGAGAAUUGGGACGCUUUCGACCCUCAGCUCAUUGCAGAGGGACUGUUUGCGGCGGCGAAUAUUUUUAGUGCCCUGAAACUGGUCCACCUGUUCUCCAUCAACCCGCACUUAGGUCCGCUGCAGAUCUCUCUCGGACGCAUGGUCAUCGACAUCGUCAAGUUCUUCUUUAUUUAUAGUUUGGUCCUCUUCGCUUUUGCCUGUGGUCUUAAUCAAUUACUGUGGUACUUCGCUGAUUUGGAGAAACGGAAGUGUUACGUGUUACCCGGAGGUCUACCCGACUGGGAUAAUGCGGGGGAUUCGUGUAUGAAAUGGCGUAGUUUUGGGAACGUUUUCGAAGCAUCACAGUCACUAUUUUGGGCUUCCUUUGGAAUGGUCGGUCUGGAGAACUUUGAACUGGCAGGCAUCAAGAGCUACACGCGCUUCUGGGGUCUCCUCAUGUUCGGCUCGUACUCCGUGAUCAAUGUGAUCGUCCUCCUGAAUUUACUUAUCGCCAUGAUGUCGAAUUCUUACGCUAUGAUCGAUGAGCAGUCGGAUGUGGAGUGGAAAUUCGCGCGUAGCCGUCUAUGGAUGAGUUAUUUCGAAGAAAGUUCUACUCUGCCGCCUCCGUUCAAUAUCUUCCCGACUCCGAAAUUGAUCAUGAAGCUUUUUGGACUAAGGAAGAAAACCCAGACAAAGAAAUUAGAGGAACAAAGAGAAAAAGAUGACGUGCGUUAUACAGCAGUAAUGCGUGCCCUUGUCUGGCGCUACGUAUCUGCGAUGCACAGGAGAAUAGAUGACGAUCCAGUUACAGAAGAUAAUAUAAACGAGCUGAAAGGCGAUGUUUCAGCUCUAAGAUACGAGCUUCUAGAAGUUUUCGAGAAGAAUGGAAUGGAUGUUUCGUUCACUGAUAGGAAAGAGAAGACUGUUCUCGCAAAGAGAAUGAAGGUAUGGGAGCGUCGCUUGAUGAAAGACUUCCAAGUGACGCCGGUAUCUGUGGAGGAUGAUGGGAAGCCCGUACACGAAGACAGUCUUGCAAGGUUCAGACGUAUCGCGAAGAUGGCUGCAGCUGCCGCUUCUGGGUCUAAGUGGGAUCAAACUCUGGCUGCGACUGGGAUAUCAUCUCAAAUUGGUCGCUGUCGUACUCGACAAUCGAUUAAGAAACAGCAGAACUUGCAGCGAGCGAUCGAAGAGGCGAGGAAGUUGGUCUUGCAUUCACCCGUGCCCGGAUCAAGGGCAGUGUCUCCAAUAGAAAUGCCCGUGACACCUGGUCACACCAUCUUAGAGCUCAUCAAGGACAUUUCAACUGAGAUCAAGGAUCAGAAAUAUUCCAGCACACGUAUGCCCAGAUCUCCAAAUAGAGAACCAGGUCCAAGUGGGGUGGUGCCUACAGUAAGACUUCUGACUCCGAAUGGAAUUCAGAGCCGAUCUAUUUCACCUAUUCCUAGAUCAUCCAGCCCGACUCCUUCUAAGGUAUCAACAUCGAGCGUGUUGCUUAGAGAACGAAAUCCAAGCCCUGGUCCCAGGCCCGCCAGUCCGUGUGGGAGUGAGAAGUGUCAACCAGAGCCAAGUCCUCUGAAGGCUCAGCGCGUUCCUGGAGGUGGAUCCCCUCCAAGGGUUGUAAAGAAAAAGCCGCCUGCACCCCCUCAACAACAGACAGACAAUGCGGUAGACACGAGACAUAACGACAGGCCAGAAGUAAUAGCUGUGACCCGACCGGUGGCUCUUGACAUAAGACCAGCUAAAGAUGCUCUGCCACCUCCACCGCCGUACUUCAAGAAUAAGUCUGCACCAGAAGUCGGUCCGAGUACAUCUGGUAAACAUCCCGUUCCGAAGCCGAGGUCCCGGUCAUCAUCACCGAAACCCGAACUAGAGAAUACAACCAAUCCAUCGUCUCCACGCUUACUCACUUCCACAAGCACGGAGUUGCUCAUCCCCCCUUCUCCGGUCACCCUCCCACCAGGGAAGAAAAUUGACGAUGUCAAGACAAUUAAACGACAGCCGAAGACAGGAUGGCUAUAGAUAUUUAUU